GCGCGUAGGCGAGUGCCAGCUCAGACAUUGCCGAUCAUGCCGGACGCCACCAGGCUCACACCGCCACCCUUAUACGGCAAGUGUCAUUCGACGAAAGACGACCAAUAGAAUCUGCUUCAUUCACGUCUACGUCCAAGCGGCAGAAUAACCAAAGUCCUACACUCUGCUUCGCUCCUACAAGACCGACAGCGUGACCCCUCGCCCCGAACGUCUCAGGCGUAUUUCAAUGCACCGUCUUGCACCAUUUUCGCGUCCCCGCAAUGUGGACCAGCACGGCAGUAGCCCGGAUGCUGCUCCUAUCGAGCUCUCGUACAGAACACACGGCGAUCGUCUGUACGGCGGGAUAUUUACCCUGUAAGCAUAGCGAGGCGUGGGCGUAAGAGGAUGCCAUACGAUUUCCAGUCUGAUGAGCGUGUCCGCCGCAUGUUGCGCGACCAGAUGAUGAGGUCCGUUUGGUAUUCUUCCGUUGGAGAGACGCUCGUUCGAGCGACACACAGGUAGUCCUGGGGUAGAUCAGAGUAUAAGCGGGAGAAGGCCAAGAUCGUCGAGGGAAGCGGGACUUACGGCGGGGCUAUAGUCUCCUCAAAUGCCGGCGCCAACAGCGAUAGACAUUACCGGUAUGGCCAAUGUCAUCAAGAGCACGCGAGACUGCGCACAAAAGCUUGCGAUUAAAACACCCACACUCGUCAGUGUCAUAACAUCGAUACCUAAAGAUGAGUAUGCAUAUACCCACAUAUGGUGGCUUGGAAGUCCGUUGCGCGUUCGACGAACGAGGGCGCGAUGCAGACGGCGCGCACAAGACCUACUUGCCCGCGUACUUGUACCCUGCAAUGGCCCUGCAUAGCUGGCCAGCUCCUCCAUGCUAUGCGUCUGGCCGUCCUCGAGCGUGAUCUAUGUCUGCGCGUGAAAGCGUUGUGAGGCCAGAGUGCAGUCAUACUUCGUGUUCAGGUAUGAAGCGUAGAAGGCGCGAGCUGGAGAUGAGGUAGUACCAUACCGGCAGCCGUGCACUGAGAUGUUUGCGCAAGGACGCCAGGAGUGAUGUGCAGCAUGAAGUGAUUCAAACGCCGCAAGUUGGAGUGUCGCCUGCACGAGUGGAGAUGAGUGUGGCCACGGAGAUCUUCGCUGGGUAUCGAGACGCACCUCCAAACACUCUCCUCGCUCAGUCACAUGCGCAGCCCUUUCACCAUAGCG
Molecule: messenger RNA, 1191 nt
Organism: Phanerochaete carnosa HHB-10118-sp
Lineage: Eukaryota; Fungi; Basidiomycota; Agaricomycetes; Polyporales; Phanerochaetaceae
Exons: 1
Source: RefSeq, a predicted model, not a curated record